AUGGAAUUGCACGGGUUCUCAGACGCUUCGCAAAACGCUAUGGCUGCCGCUGUUUAUUUGAGAGUCACUGACGCUGAUGGGAACACAAAGGUCUCACUUUUGUGUUCAAAAACGCAAGUAGCACCGCUGAAGACCAUGACAAUCCCACGCUUGGAAUUAUCUGCCGCAUGGUUGCUAACACAACUGAUACUUCAUGUUAAAGAAGUUCAGUCGCUUGAAAAUGUCAGGAUCAAUCUCUGGACUGACUCCGCCGUGACUCUCGCAUGGAUUAAAAGUCCAGCAAUCCGCUGGAAGACAUUCGUCCGCAAUAGAGUGGGAAAAAUCCAAGAAACGCUUCGAGAUGUCUCCUGGAAAUUCAUUCCAGGAAAACAAAACCCCGCUGACUGCGCUUCAAGAGGUAUACCUACGCUAAAACUGAAACAACACGCUCUCUGGUGGCAUGGACCAACUUGGCUUCAUGAACCAGAAUCCUCUUGGCCCACUCUGGAGCCUCCAACCGACAACCUGUUUCCACUGCUACGGAAGCUUAGCAUCUGGCAUCGUGCCAUCGACCGCUUUAAAAGAGUUCCACAAUCUUCGCUGGCCUACCCGCUUACUCCAUCAGACCUGGAGCGCGCUAAAUUGACCUUGAUUAAGUUCACUCAAGGACAAUACUUCGCUAGAGAGAUUCACACGCUACAAGAUGGUGAUGGUCUGCCUAAAAAUAACAGCAUCACUAAGCUGACUCCGUUCAUCGACCAUCAGGGGGUCCUGAGAGUCGGUGGCCGCUUGAAAAACGCAUUGCUGGACCCAAAAGAGAGGCAUCCAGCGAUUCUACCGCGACAAUCACCGCUUACAUCAAUUUUGAUUGAUGAUUCGCACCGCAAAACGCUUCACGGAGGUACUCAGCUUACGCUCGCUGACUUACGCAAGAGUGUCUGGAUCAUUGGAGGCCGUGUUCCAGUCAGAUCAUUUAUUUUACGCUGCGUUAUCUGCACGAGACAUCGUGGAGAACGCGCUCAACAGUUGAUGGGUCAACUACCCACCGCACGAGUACAGCCAACUCGAGCCUUCUUGCAUACAGGACUCGACUACGCUGGACCUAUCACGCUGAAAACGUUUCAAGGACGUGGAGCAAAAACAUACAAAGGCUGGAUUGCAGUCUUUGUAUGCAUGUUCAGUUCAGCUGUACACUUAGAGCUAGUAACUGACUACACCGCUGCCGCUUUCAUCGCCGCUUAUCGCCGCUUCACUAGUCGCCGAGGUAUCUGCCACACGCUAUAUUCAGACUGUGGAACCAAUUUUGUAGGAGCAGAUAAAGAGCUGAAACGACUAUUCGCUGCAGGAUCCCGCACAUUACGAGAAUUAUCAACCUUGAUCGCUCAAGAUGGCACGAACUGGAAAUUCAAUCCGCCUGGAGCUCCACAUUUUGGAGGAAAAUGGGAAGCCGCUGUGAAAUCUAUCAAAUUUCACCUUCGAAGAACAAUCGGAGACUCGCUGUUGACGCUUGAGCAAUAUUCAACGCUACUGGCUCAAAUUGAAGCCAUAUUGAAUUCCAGACCGCUCACACCGCUGAAUGAAGAUCCUGCUGACCUGGCUGUACUGACUCCAGGUCACUUCUUAAUCGGACAGUCACUGACCGCUAUCCCAGAGCCAUCGCUGACAGAUUUACAACCUGCUCGGCUCUCGCACUGGGAACAAGUCCAGCAAAUGGUUCAACAUUUCUGGAAACGCUACUACCAGGACUGCAUCCACCGCUACCAGGCCAUUUCAAAGUGGCAUCAUCGACGCAACCAGAUCAAGGUGGGUUCAGUUGUACUGAUCACCACUGAGGAUCUCCCGCCAACCAAGUGGCCAUUAGCCAAAGUAAUUGCUGUCCAUCCAGGUGAAGAUGGACAAAUCCGCGUAGUAACUGUUAAGACAGUUAACACAGAGCUGGUACGUCCAAUUACAAAGCUCUGUGUCCUGCCGCUAACGCAUGAAGAAGAUGAUCUUGUCGACGCAGCCGCCAACCCGGGGGAGAAUGUUCGGUGA
This is a messenger RNA of Cotesia glomerata, 2013 nucleotides long. RefSeq lists its product as uncharacterized. Gene Ontology annotation, molecular function: nucleic acid binding. Bases 1 to 2013 code for a protein of 670 amino acids. The transcript is spliced from 2 exons. Gene Ontology annotation, biological process: DNA integration. The record is from RefSeq and is a predicted model, not a curated record. NCBI's taxonomy places the organism in Eukaryota, Metazoa, Arthropoda, Insecta, Hymenoptera, Braconidae.